CAGACAUCAGUAUCAUUCUGGCAUACUCGCACGAUUUUGGAAUCGAGGAGACGCAUCAAAUAUAUUACACACGUGACCACGCGAAAAAUCGACGCGUAAAAGUCGAUCUCUCGUGAGUUGACGACAAGGCCAAAUCUACUGGUUGAUGAUUUUUACCGAGACCAUUACUGUUGACGGCUGCAUGAGGCUUGAGACGAUCCCGAAGACACAAACUCGACGAGCGGGGCGAGACAGAAGGAGCACGGUGAAAGCAAGCCUGGGAUCGCAAAGAGGAUUUAUCAGAAGACAAAUAAUUGAGUUGUUCUUCGAGAAUUGCAUCGACUGUGGAAAAAUGGCUGCUAUUCCGCAAGGUGCUUUUGCAGCAUUCAAAGUUCGUUAUAACGAGGAACGAGCUAUAUCAAUGUCAACGAUAGAAGGAAAAGAGAAGAUCGGCAAGGAGAAUGUAUUCAAUUCAAGACCUCCUUUAGAAGGUUGGGAGCUGACGCCAUUGAAGUAUAACAGCAAACUGAUGAACAGCAUCUGGGGCCUCUACAACCGCUAUUCAGUGCAUAAUUUUAAGAAAAAUACUGACGCUACGGAGGGGGCCCGCGGCGGGGUGGCCGUGGCGAUCUGGGGCGCCAUUCUGGAAAACCACCCCCCGGUUGUGAAUGCAGCCGUCGCUGCCGUCAGUGCAGAAAGUCCCCGGAACAUAAAGACCGAGAACGGUCUUUAAACGCGUCGCGGUCAUCCGAAUUCCAAUCGGAAA
Harpegnathos saltator (Jerdon's jumping ant) is the source of this 745-nucleotide messenger RNA. RefSeq lists its product as uncharacterized. NCBI's taxonomy places the organism in Eukaryota, Metazoa, Arthropoda, Insecta, Hymenoptera, Formicidae. The transcript is spliced from 3 exons. The record is from RefSeq and is a predicted model, not a curated record. Bases 146 to 712 code for a protein of 188 amino acids.